Molecule: messenger RNA, 1572 nt
Organism: Westerdykella ornata
Lineage: Eukaryota; Fungi; Ascomycota; Dothideomycetes; Pleosporales; Sporormiaceae
Exons: 2
Coding region: 1-1572 (523 amino acids)
Source: RefSeq, a predicted model, not a curated record
AUGGACUCUCCAGUCGCGAGUUGUGAUGCUGGUGCUGUUCCUUCACGGCUGCAGGUGGCUCUGGCAAUCUCAAUCCUUCAACAUAAGCCCGAUAGUGUCACAGUGAGAGCAGAUUACAUCCUGCAACUGCGCGACCAUCUUGGACGGGGAAAACAGUCAUUCGCGAACCACGAAACCCAUCACCGCCACCUCGAUCAGGUUGCCUAUUGGAAAGCACAAUACGACGCAUCGCAGCGACGUUGCGAGGAGUUGGAACACAGAAUUUUGCAGCUCGAAAGGCGAAUAAGCAGCGAUGCAACCAGCACAGAUCUCCAUACUAUACUUGACCCCGAUUCAUUUCCAGCGCAAUCCAAGCGGAAACGAACCGCGAGCAGGUCAGCCCGAACGCCGAAACGAGCGAAAAAGCCAGCGUUGGAUACCGAACAAGGCUGUCCAAACUCGGACAAAGUGCAACCUCCUGCAACGGAGCUUGGGGAAGUGGACAAAGCGAAAGAGCACCUGUGCCAAAAGGUGUAUCUAUCACACAAGCUCUGCAACCAACAUCCUGUGGAUCGAGAAGGGCUCUGCUUCGCUCUCAUGGAUACAGCCCGUGCAAUUGGUUCGAUAAUUGCUCUAGCUUUGCGGAAUCACGACCGACUGGCAAAUGAAUUUCGGAACGGGACGACUCCGAUCGAGAAGGAUAAAUCAGAGUUGGCGUCGAUAAUACAGGCAUCAACACGAGCGUGGGCAUCACUGCUGGUUGGCCUCAAGAGGCUUGUUGACGUUGGUGGAAACCACCUCCCUGGAUUGGUGACAUUCCAAUGCGUCAAGGCGAUCAACGGCAUCUUGGAGAGUAUUUCCGAUUAUGCUCAACAAGUUGCCGGCGCUCGCUGCCCAGCCCCGAGCAACCAUAAUAGGGACCGGAACCAAGGGAACGCACCCCCAAGAGACACGGCUCCAUUCCGCACUAUGUCACAGUUCAUCAAUGCGCUCAUGGGAAGUCUCAGCAAGGACGACAAGCACCACCGAGACAUAUUCGAAGGCGUAUUAUUCCACAUCCUCCAGCGUGUUGGCCAGCUUCUCUUCUACUUCACGUUUGACACCCAUCGCAGCACCACCAUCGAGGGAGACAUCAUUGCUUCGCAACCUAAGGAUGAAAAGACGGCCCUUGCAAGGGGUCUUACAAAUGCUACCGUCGCCCGUCUACAGGCGCAAUGCCUGAUCACCAUUCUUGAUCGAGCGCUCGGGCUGGCACCUUACCAUAUGAAUGCGCCCCUCCCCUCACGUCCGUCAACUCCUACCGGUCGACGGUCAUCCACAGCCGGCCGGUCUACCACGCUGAAGGCUCUUCCAAGAGCAUCUACUGCGCCUCUCGCCACUCAUGCUAGGGACAGGCUGCAGCGAACGCUGUUGGUGGGUACAUUCGGCGAGGGAGAGGAUGACGAGUUUGCAGAUGUGCUCCGGCGGCCUGGGCUUCUAGGGCCGUUGCCGAAGGCGCCGAAGAUUGCAGACGAUGAUGUCGGUGACUGGUUCAAAUUGGAAGUGUGGAGACUGGUUGGGUGGGACCUACUCUGCAGAGAGACGGAGUGGUAG